Cotesia glomerata is the source of this 1718-nucleotide messenger RNA. RefSeq names its product hairy/enhancer-of-split related with YRPW motif protein-like (gene Hey). NCBI's taxonomy places the organism in Eukaryota, Metazoa, Arthropoda, Insecta, Hymenoptera, Braconidae. Gene Ontology annotation, biological process: anterior/posterior pattern specification; regulation of neurogenesis; regulation of transcription by RNA polymerase II. Gene Ontology annotation, molecular function: DNA-binding transcription factor activity, RNA polymerase II-specific; RNA polymerase II cis-regulatory region sequence-specific DNA binding; protein dimerization activity. Bases 443 to 1615 code for a protein of 390 amino acids. Gene Ontology annotation, cellular component: nucleus. The transcript has 3 exons. The record is from RefSeq and is a predicted model, not a curated record.
GUAUUAUUGUGCGUACUGACACACAUAUACAGCAUAUAAUAUGUAGCACAGAUCAGGAGAAUCCCCUCCACAAGGACCACGUGGCGAGCGUACGCAUUUUCCCUUCCUCGUUCUCGCGACCGUAGGUUAGGUCGUGUGUCGUGCUCGUCCUCCCGCACACGACAUACGUUUGCCGCCACGCGACCAGUCCGCACGUAGUCCAGAGUUCUUCUCCGACUUGGCCUGAUCAGGUCUUGCUUGGUCCAGGUCCAGGUCCAAAUCUACAUUUUUUUUUAUUUUUACUGAAAACUUUUUAAAACUUUUUAUUCACAAACAAUUGUUGUUACUAAGUGCCUCGGGCUAGUGCUUCCAUUUUUUAAAAUUGUGUUUAAUAAUAAUAGACAAUAUCAUUUUCAAAGUUUUAAUUACCACAUUAAUUAAGUGAAAAUAAAUUUAAAAAAAAAUGUGGCGUGUCGUGGUAGCAAGAUCAGAUGACAACAGUACACUGCUGUCAUCAGAAAUAUCAACGAGUACAGUGGGACCAAGUCACCACAUACCCGCAACAAGUCACCACUAUUAUCCUACUUAUCCACCUCCACCGCCUCCUCCUCCUCCUCCUCCCCCGCAUCACGGUUAUCAGAGUCAGCAUGACAUGCGCCACGAUAUGAGAGCUGAUUCUUCUCACCUGAGGCCCGAAUUGAGGCACCAGGAAAUGCUUAGAAGUGAUUUGCAUCUCAGACAGGACAUCAGGCAUGACUUGAAUGUCCAAGGGCAUCACCAAGACAUGUCUUCCAUGAGACAUGCUCAGCAAAGUCACCACGAGUUGACCGAACUGAGGCCCAGCCACGAACUCCAGGAACUUAAAAUUGACGGGCCCGAGUUGAGGAGUCGAGACCAACAGCAAGGACUUCAGCAGCAGCAACAGCAGCAGCAGCAGCAACAGCAACAGCAGAGGAAUUUAAAAAGGACUUUGAGUGACUCCGAUUGUGAUGAUGUUUUUUCGGAAGAAAGUGGAAAAGAACCGUGUAAUUCACCUGGAGGCGAUUCUUGUCAGCACACAUCCCGCAAGCGACGACGUGGAAUGAUUGAAAAAAAGCGACGUGACAGGAUAAAUGCGUCUCUUGGAGAAUUAAGACGGUUGGUACCCGCGGCCGCAAGAGAUCCUCACUCGGGAAAACUCGAGAAGGCUGAAAUUCUCCAGCUAACUGUUGAACAUCUGAGGACCUUGAGGAAUAAAGGACCAGAAGGAUACGACACGACAAAAUUAGCAAUGGAUUACCACGCAGUGGGUUGGGGUGAGUGUGCAGCGGAAGUCGGGCGUUAUCUGGUAACAAUGGAAGGGCUCGACGAGCGGGAUCCUCUGAGAUUGCGUUUGCUGUCCCAUCUACAGAGUUUUCAUCGAGAACACCCGCCCAGUAAUACAUCAUCGAUUCCACCUAGCGGUUCAAUCACUGCGGCAUCCACCCCCGGUAAUUACGAAGGAAUGACUGGGGGUAAUGGAAUGCCUCCAGGUGCUGGAGGAGUUCCUCCGCUUAUCGGCGGGGGGGCUCUCGGUUGGGGACAAUAUCCCGGUCAGUAUCCUCAGCAGCAGCACGGCAAGCCCUAUCGACCUUGGGGCGCUGAAUUAGCUUAUUAACAAUACUAAUUAAAUAAUUAUUCAUUAUCAUUAUCAAUUGUACAUAAUUAUUUAUUUUCUUAAAGAGUGAUAAUACUUUUGAUAGUCAUUAAAUUGUACCUAA